Molecule: messenger RNA, 2616 nt
Organism: Ogataea parapolymorpha DL-1
Lineage: Eukaryota; Fungi; Ascomycota; Pichiomycetes; Pichiales; Pichiaceae
Product: Dipeptidyl aminopeptidase, Golgi integral membrane protein
Exons: 1
Coding region: 1-2616 (871 amino acids)
Biological process (GO): proteolysis
Molecular function (GO): dipeptidyl-peptidase activity; serine-type peptidase activity
Source: RefSeq, a predicted model, not a curated record
AUGGCAAGAAAUUCGGAUAUGGGUCGGCUAGAUGCCGAUAUAGAACUUCAAAAUCAGACAUCAAGAAGAAACUCGUUCCAGUUGGAAGAAUUAAACAAUUUUGCUAUCGACCAUGAUGAUGCAGAUCUUGUCUAUCAUCCAACUUCUUAUAAGGGAUUGAAUAUUGUCAGUGGUGACCUAUCGGGGAUGUCGUUUUACCAAAGACUUCACCACUUUUUCAGUCUACCUAAAACCAGGAGAAAGAUAUCAAUUCUUGGUAUAAUACUCUUCAUUGUGUGGAUUGUGCUCUUGGUAACUUUUGCCCACACUGGAGCUUUUCAAAAUGGUAACAAAACGGUUUACCCUGGUCAGAACUCGACUUCGCCAGAGUCUACCGACGAAUCUGCAUUAAAAGACCCGCAAGAACGCAUACCGAUGACACUACAAGAUAGCAGGAGUGGUGCCUUUUCAGUGUUUUCUUAUGAUCUUGAAUUUGUCAGUAUCCCAGGCAUGAGUUAUGACGAAGAUCAAGGAUACUACUUGCAUCGCUCAGGCUCGUAUCACUUCCUCAAAAAAGCAUCUGAUAGCCAAUUCAGUAAGAAGCUGUAUGAUCAACCGGAGGUCGAAUACAAUGGCCAAUCGCACAGAUUCUCCCUUGUAUCCUUAAAUUCGGGACUCAACAAAGCCCUGUUGGUGUCCGAAGUUGAGGCACAGUGGAGGUAUUCGAGCUAUGGUGUUUAUUGGGUUAUGGACAUUGAUUCAGGAGCUAUCAAUCCGGUGUUUGAGAAGGACAAUAAGCUUCCAAAAAUCAGUUUUGCGGAGUUCUCGCCUCAAGGUAGGUACGUGACGUUUGUGUUUGAAAACAACAUAUACUUAUUGGAUCUCCAAACCAAUGAACAAAUUCAGAUCACAGAUGAUGGCAGUUCUUCAAUUUUGAACGGUAAGCCCGACUGGGUAUACGAGGAAGAGGUUCUCUCCAGUGACCGUGCAAUUUACUGGUGCCAAGAUGAAAGCCAUUUCUCGUUUAUCAGGUUUGAUGAUACGGAUGUUCCUGUUUAUGACCUUGAAAUUUUCAGAGACAAUGCGUAUCCUGUGACUGAGAAGUUGAAAUAUCCGAAACCAGGAUACAAUAAUCCUAUUGUUUCUGUACACGUUUACUCAGUGGAAGGUAAAACUACGCAUGAAGUUAUGCAUGACAAUUCUCGUCUCGGCUCUGAUUACGUGGUGUACCAGAUGGCUUGGACGUCGGGAGAAAAACUCAUAAUCAAAGAAACUGACAGGACCAGCAGGCUUGUUGACAUCAGAGUUUACGAUAGCGAGACCACAAAAUCCACAGUUGUGCGUUCAUUUGACGCAAAGGAGUAUGAUGGAUGGUAUACCAACAACGGAGAUAUUUUUGUUGUGCCAGGAGGGGGCUACAUUGAUACUGUGGUUCAUGACUAUCACGAUCAUCUAGCUUACUUUGAGUCUGCCACAGAUUCUGAGCCUAAAAUGAUAACAAAGGGCGACUGGGAUGUUGUUGAUGGUGUAGCCGGUUACAACCCAACAACCAAAUUACUGUACUUCAUUGGUACAGCAGGAAAUGCUCUUGAAAGGCACAUAUUUACGGUUAAGCUUGAUGGUCAAGACCUCAAAAACCUCACCAAUACUGAAAAGGUCAGCACUUAUCGAUUGUCUGUCUCCAGUGGAGGCAAAUAUGGUUUUGUGCAAUACAAAGGACCAGCUAUUCCAACAGAUAAAAUCAUUGAAAUGGACAAAUUCUCAGAGGACAAGGAUGAGUAUGUUAAAUCAAAGAAUCUAAACACAGCAAAUAUGGUCGAAGAAGUUCUCAAGCGCUAUCAGAUGCCCUCCAAGGAGUACAAGACUGUGACUCUCGAAGAUGGUACCAAGAUUGAUGUUAUAGAAGUGAAACCAUUCGAUUUCAACCCAGAAAAUAAAUACCCACUGCUUGUGAGUGUUUACGGAGGCCCUGGUGCGCAAAAGUUAUCAUCUGUGUUCAAUUAUGGAUUUGAAGAAGUGCUUGUUUCAAAUCUGGAAAUUAUUGUCUGGUAUAUCGAUCCUAGGGGAACUGGAGGCAGAGGAUGGAAAUACAAAUCAUUCGCAAAAGACAAGAUAGGUUAUUGGGAACCGCGGGACAUUGUCGGAGCCACCCAACGGCUCAUUGAGAUGACGGAUUACAUUGAUAUGGACUUGACAGCCAUCUGGGGAUGGUCAUAUGGUGGCUUCACCACCUUGAAGACGCUGGAGUAUGACUCUGGCACCACUUUCAAAUACGGUAUGGCCGUUGCUCCUGUGACCAAUUGGUUGCUGUACGAUUCGAUCUACACAGAGAGGUACAUGGGCAAACCCGAGAACAAUGAGAACUACCAAAGCGUGUCGAAAAUUAGUGAUGUCGACAAAUUCAAGCAGGUCACUAGAUUCCUCAUCAUGCACGGUACGGCCGACGAUAACGUUCAUUUCCAAAAUACGCUGCAACUUCUGGAUGCGUUCGAUAGAAAAGGAGUCGAGAAUUACGAUAUGCAUGUCUUUCCAGAUUCUAACCACAAUAUCAAUCAUAAUAAUGCCAAUAUGGUUGUUUAUGAUAAGCUCUUCAAGUGGUUGGAAGCCGCUUUUGACAAGAAAUGGGUGAACCUUUGA